UGUAUUUUCAGUUUUAGUAAUAGCAAGCAAAGCACAUAAAAAUCAUUAUGGUCUUAGCAGAGAUUCCAUAAAUCAUAUGAAUUUUAGAAUUAUUUUAUAGUUGAAUUUCGUUGACUAUAUUCAGAAAUAAAAUUUUGAUGCAAAUUAUUGCUAAUUCACUUUGCUUGGCAACCGAGCCAAUUAACGCAACAAAUUUCUCAGUCAGGGGCAAUUAAUCAAGCCAAUUAUCUAAUCAAAAUAAGAAUCAAGACCAAUGCAAUCAAGAGUCCUAUUAAAGACUACUGGUGAUAAGAUAGCAUCUGCAAUGUGGUCACCAGUUUUCAAAAUCUUUACGUCUUUGCAUUCAAUAGAGGCAUUUCGAUCUCUGUAAAUCAAAUACCUGGGGUUAGCUGUGCAAAGAGGACUUGUCAACAUGAUUUCAAGGUGUAUCUUCUUCGUGCUUACCUUCUUCGUGCUUACUUUCUUUCUUUCAUAUUCCAUCCAAAUGCGUACAGACAGUUUCUAUAUAAGACAUUAUUCUGGAAAAUGCCUUGCUUUGAAAAAGGCCACUGGGACGUUGGUAUUCCAGUCGGUUUGUAGAGACAAAUUCCGAUGGCAAGAUGGAGCCAGAAUCAUCCACAUACCAACAAAGAAAUGCAUUCGCCCUGCAUCGGCAGCUAGUGGAAGUAAGAUUGGCUUAUCUGAUGAAUGCAAUGAAAUUGGCAGUCUUUUGAGGUAUGACAAAAGCUCUUUUGCUUUGAAACAUCCUCGAACUGGCUUCUGUUUCCACGGUGUCAAUGGCAAGUCAAGUACAAAUGAAGACGAAGAACUGACUUAUAGCACUAAAUGCAAUCAGGACAUAAACCGUUACUAUUUUCAAAAGAAUGUCAGAUUUGUGAUUCGUCAUUACACUACCAGUUUUUGUUUGGUCCACGACAAAGCUGAUAAUUUCCUAAAGCUCCAAAACACAUUCGUUUGUGACCGCUUUGAAUUCGUUAACACGAAAAACUUAAGACACGUGGCGACAGGAAAAUGUGUGGAGAGGAAGGUUGGUUCCAUUUACUUGAUUCUGUCAAAAAACUGCUCUUCCGACCAAACAAAGUAUGAACUAAAGCAGAAUCUUCUCAUUGCCAACCCAGCAAGUGGCAAGUGUGUUCAUGCUGACGGUGGGAGAAUCGUACCUGGCUUUAAAGUAUCUCUUUAUGAAUGUUGGACUGAUGACCUAUACAAGUGGAACUUUUACGAUGAUCGAGACAUCGUGAAGGUGAAAGUGAUUUCCGAAGACUGUACUGAUCUUAGUUAUGACUGUCCUAGAACGAGGGCGCAGAUCUUUGUGAAUGGUUACCAGUACAGCCAACAAUUAAUAGGAAUAAAUGUUGCUGUAUUUGAUUACCGAAGUAGCAUUCUAGAAAGGUCAGAAGGUUACGAUAUUUGGGGAGAUCCUCUUAAAAUAGAUGCCUUAGCAACCAUGCUAAACAGUUUGGCUCCUGAUAAGUUAUUAAUUUUUUGUGCCAAGGAUGCCAUAAAAAUGACUACAAGCUUAGCGAAUGAGCUACAGAAAGUUGGCGUUUCUGCAUCUGUUACUGAAAUUGUUAAAGAUGACUUAACAUCAGAGAGAAUUUCGCUAGCAGCUAUCUUUUAUACUGGAGAUACACGAAUGGAAUGGGAAUACUCGACAAGCAGCAGGGGAGAAGGGGCUUCUAUCAUAGAAACUACUUUGUACCCUUUUCGAGACUACAAAGGCUUUACCGGUUGCAGCGAAGAAAUUGGCCUCAGAAUAGGAUACAUACCAGAUACGGGGAUUUCAGCCCAAUCUGUUUUUGAUAAUAAUCUCUCAAAAUUUGGUACGCAACAUGCGAGACUGCACAGUGCUGAAUCCUGGUGCGCAGGCCGAUCUUCAUCAGUGUCUGUAUACUUGCAAGUCGACAUAGGUAUGCUGAAAUUCAUUUCUGGGGUUGCGAUUCAAACAUCACAAUUAAGCCGUGAAAGCCUCCAUCCAGUCAAACGAUUCUAUAUUAGUUACAGCAAAGAUGGAGUCAAGUGGACUGAAUUUUCGGAAGAUGGAACUAAUCGAAAAGUUUAUUCAGGUAAUAUCAACCUCAAGAGCCAUGUAAAAGUAAACUGGUUUCUAAGAACACAGAUGCGUUUCAUUAGAAUUGUGCCAUUGGAAAGGCAAACUGACGAAGGCACUCAUUGCAUAAGAAUGGAGUUAUUUGGAUGCGACUCGGGCGAAGUUGUCUUCGAAGAAACUUUUUCUGCCUCAAGCGGAAAAGAAAUUGGGCAGCGUGUUUCAGGCAAGUUUUCAUUUCAAGCAGGUGCCCCAUUAACGCGUCAAGUAAACGUUUACGUGUCUACAUCUGAAAAUCAAACAAGUCUUGCGAAACACAUAGAGCAGUAUCAUUUUCAGGACAUAAACCAGACAGUAAGGGCAAGCAAGAACAAUUCACUAUCGGCAAACGCAGUGAAUAUAACGUAUGUGACAGCUAACAGACUGGGAAUGAAAAGCGCAGCAAGAAUACAUUUCAACUUGCCAAAUCUUACAGAUCAUUACAUUUAUGACAUUUGGAUUCGAUGUUGGGUAGUUGACUCGAAGUUGAAUUCCAGCACUGUUUGGAAUACAUACUCGUACGAAACAAGUGAUAGAGUUUUGGCUGUAGCGCUACCAUUCGCAAUCAAACGGAGAACCCAGGAUUACUCUUUAAUCGCUCUGAAUAUCAGUACAGCUCCACAAAAUGCAAUAGCCAGUGGUGAUCGCAUUGUACUCAACAUUUCGUUGACACCUUGGAUGAACGCAGCUGAGAUAGGACACUCGAAUGCAUACGAAUUGGAUCUGUUGGUCUACUUCGAAGAAACUUUUCUUAAUCUCCGCUCUAUUGAAUUUCUUCGAUUGGAUGACGGCAGCCUUCUUCCUUCCCGAAAUACCACCUCUUUUGGCUUUAUUCGAAUAGAAACCGACACCUUUGGACCCAUAAGCAAGCAGAAUUUUCAGCUCACCUUUGACGUAAGCAUUCCUUCUUCGAUUAACAAGGACAGCAAAUGUAAUACGAAUAUCAUCUGGGAGUUCAAGUAUCGAACAAAUUUGUUGAAAUACAAUGGAGAAUUGAAAAAGGUUUUAGAAAAUCUCCUCCCAUUCAACUGUCAAAUACCAAACAAGGCAAGAGCUGUGACGUCAACGAACCGUCUUUCCCUACCUGCUUUGAGCAUAGUCUAUGAUGAUGUGAAUAACGACGUCAUCAUUUGCAAAAAAGAUCUUUCUUUAGCAACAUAUUAUCAGGCAAGCUGUUUCUGGCAAGGAAGCAACAACCUCACAUGGCAAGCUAUACCAAUGAUGUAUUCCGUUGUGGGCGUUGACACAAGUAAGCGACACCUCUAUGGCAUUGACAAUGCAGGUGAAGCAUAUGUUCGUUCUAGCUAUGAUUUCAAAAGUGUCAAGUUUGUUCAGGACGACGAGUGGACAGCCAUCCAAGGUCAUGACUCUAUCAGAAAGGCCAAAAGCACAGACAACCUAGCAGCAUUACCAAUCAGUCCUACAGAUAACUGGAUACUGCCUUCUCGUGAUAAUCAAGUUCUUGCAGUAACAGCUGGAGGGGUAAAAAGAAUGUUCAGCAGUGGCUGGAAAGAAACUGUUACGUUUUGAAAGAUGGGUUUUGUUUGUACGGUUUCUCCUUCAUGCAGAAAAUGGAAGACAGGGAUAUUUAUUCCGCUAUUUUGAGAUUUUCUCAAGUACUUAAAAGUUAUUAUGCUUAAACUUAAACAAAAAACUUAAACUAAAAAACCGUGGGGGCUGUGGGGGUGCGUAAGGUUUUGGAAAGGAGCUUUGGGGGCUGAUAAAAUUUGACAAAGUCUUCUGGUGUAAGACUGCAGUGUUCGAUUAAAACAUUCUUAGUAUUGAAACAUUUAAAACAAUACGCUCCAUAUUUUGAAUAAGUGACAGCGAUGCGUUAUUCAAAGAUUUGGCGAAAUCAACCCAACUGACAACAUGAAUGAUUAACUGUUAUAGUCGGGUGUCAGUUUAGAAUAUAAAGAUUAAGAUGGCGCUUGCAAUUUGGAAUGAUAGAAGA
Messenger RNA from Rhopilema esculentum, 4040 nucleotides. RefSeq lists its product as uncharacterized. The record is from RefSeq and is a predicted model, not a curated record. Lineage: Eukaryota; Metazoa; Cnidaria; Scyphozoa; Rhizostomeae; Rhizostomatidae.